CGGUCUCUCUUGGGGUAGUUAUACACAAUCUUUGGUAAAGCUGUAAAUUUGCAGCUGUAAGAUUUACGUUACGUAAGACUGAAGAACUUGAUUACAAUUUAAUUCCCUAAACCCCGCCUCCACAAUACACAUUCAAAUGAACAGCACAUAUUUGUCCUAGGGCUUUCCACCCUGCAUAACACACGUUUUUUCAUACGAAAUAUAGUCAGCUAAUAUUGAAACUCUGAUUGCAAUAUUGUCCGUAACGAAAAGUCUAUAUUCUACUCCACACACUGUACUGUGAUAAGAGUAGCCUACAGAGUCGGGAAAUUGUAACAUUGUAUCCAUCAUUGUAUCUGUCGUUAUUCAACAUAAAAGGACAGUGCAGUAGAGGGGGCAUGUCCGGAUGAAAGAAAUAGCGCUACUGUACACGAAAGCAUAUCUCCAUUUGCAACAGGUGGCAGUCGAUGUCAAUUAGAAAUAGCACGGUAUCCUUUACCUGGCUGGCGUGCAUUACCGAGAAGAGGAACUAAACGCAGUGCGGCUUACCCUGGAGUAACCAUCACAUCAAGGAUUUCGGAAAUUCAGGAAAUCAAACGGAACUCUUUUCUGAGGUCCUCACGCUCCUCUCAUCAUCCACUUCUUCCACACUCUCUCUCUCUUGUGUGUGAUCGUGAUGGCGUUGUGUGUGUGAGACAUGGCCCCCUCUCUGACCACCCUGGGGAAGCUGCCUGUGGUGCGCUGUCGGCUGCUGCAGCGCUACGAGCACCAGCCCUUUGUCUCUUGCCUGGCCGGCCUCUACGGCUGUCAAUGGAGACGCUACCAGAGAACCCGUGCCACGCCGGGAGACUGCUGCUGCAGCAAGUUGGAAUGUGCCAGCUUUGCACUCCUCAUCGUGACAUUCUGUCUCACACUGGUCUUCCUCUACUUCUGGAGUGAAGCUCAGAAUGACUACAAUGAUUUUGACUGGUUUAACUUUGGGAACCUGGGUUUCUGGUUCCCCUGGUCUGUGGUGUUGCUGGUCAUCGCUGCCGUCUUCUUCAGCUACGUCACUCUGCUGCUGCUGUUGGCUGUGUGUCUGCUGUCAGAGGGACAGAAGCUGUACCUACACUGGGGCCACAAGAUUGGGGUCCUGGUGAGUCUAGCCUUCUCCAUUCUGGCCAUAGCAGUGCUGUCUGACCUAUGUAGCAAAGAGUGGACCACUCUUCUCCUCUCUUUCCAGGUGACGGCACCAUAUUUACACGUGGGAGGAGUCUUGCUGAUGACACUCCUGUCCUGGCCAAUAGCCUUGCAUUUCUACGACAUCAAUAGGAAAGUUGGGCAGGUGCUCAUCAUGGGGCUGUACCUGGCGGUGCUGUGUGCCCUCUACCUGGUGCCCCUGGGCAUGUACUCACCCUGCCUUAAAGAGGAGGGCACUCUGGGCCUCGCACCAGCCCUCAUCGGGCACAGAGGGGCACCCAUGCUUGCGCCAGAGAACACUCUCAUGUCCUUUGAGAAGGCGGUGGAGGCUGGAGGGCAAGGUCUAGAGACUGACGUCACCAUCAGCUAUGACGGGGUGCCCUUCCUGAUGCACGACCACACCCUGAGGAGGACCACCAACGUGCAGGAGGUGUUCCCCAACCGGACGGACGCCCCUGCGGCCAUGUUCACCUGGGGGGAGCUGGAGACCCUCAACGCCGGGGCCUGGUUCCUCCAUCGUGACCCGUUCGGCACGGCUUGGUCUCUGGGUACCGAGGACCGGGCGCAGGCGCAGAACCAGUCUGUUUGCACCUUCAAGGACUUUCUGGAGCUGGCUUCACAGAGAGGCAAACAGGUUAUCUUUGACCUCUACCGGCCCCCUAAGGGACACCCCUACAGGGACACCUGGAUCACACGCACCCUGGAGGUCAUCCAGAAUGAGUCUUCCAUCCACUCACACCAAGUGUUGUGGCUGCCCUCAAACCUGCGGAGCCUGGUCCAGCAGCUGGACCCUGACCUCCAGCAUACAUCGGCGUCCCGGGUUCCAGUUGAGGAGCUCCAGCAGAAUCACAUUGUCCAACUCAACCUGCACUAUAGCUCCAUGUCCACAGAGAUGAUAAUUGAAUAUGCAGCGGCCAACAUCAGCACCAACCUGUAUGUGAUCAGCCAGUCGUGGCUCUACUCUCUGGCCUGGUGCACUGGGGCUCAGUCUGUCACCACCAAUGCUCUACAGUUCCUCAACAACCUCAGUAGACCCCUCUUCCUUAUGACUCCAGGUGAGUACAAUCUGAUGUGGGUCCUCACUGACGUGGUGUCCAUCACCAUCAUCUUCAUCAUCUUCAUCUUCCACUGGUGGCGAGAACAAAGCCUGGCUUUCUGUUCGGGCAGCAAACCCACACUAGAACAUGGCACCUACAUCAAGUUCAGGACAGAUGUGUGGUCCGUCUCCAGUGUCAACAUCCUGGGAGAGCCCGCUCGAAGCCCGCUGGCCACUGAGCCUAACUUGGCAACCGUCUCAGAGCACUGAUAACCAAUCCAUCAACCUCCUCUGUGAGGCUCAGUUGAAGCAAACCACUCCUCACUCUCCCUUUCAACUUGGCAACAUCCCGGACCCCAAACUGGCAAUUCACCAGAAUCGACCCAACCUGGAAACCCAGGACCCUACUGGAAACCGAGAGCACAACCUGGCAACCCCCUGUAGAUUUGUGGGAGAGAAUGAGACACAAAGUGAGUGAGGCCUAGCGGAGCUGUAGGUGGUGCUGAUGUGUCACUUGCAGAAGCGAUUUCAUUGGAUAGAUAUUAAUCCUUAAGACAGGGCUGCCCAACUCUCUUCCUGGAGGUUGGGUUUUCAGUUCAAACCUAAUUUAACACACCUGAUUCUACUAAUUAGCUGCUCAAUGAGACCUUAACUAGCUGAAUCAAAUAUGCUAAAGUAGGGUUGGACUGAAAACAACAUACAGGACAGUAGAUCUCCAGGAAGAGGGUUGGGCAGCCCUGCCUUAAGUCAAAUGUGACUGAAGAACAGCCCAGACAACCUCAAGGACCAACCAACUCAUCGUUCAUACUAUAGACACUAUCUGGUGAUGGGAAGAGAUUACUACACUAUUGAACGUCCGCUGUAGAUAUUCUCAACUUGUAUUACCCUCCAUUGUCCAUAGGUUCCUUUCCAUUUCAGCAGCCACUGCAGUGUUGAGUUACGUGAACCACAAAUGCUUGACCAUUUUGUUAGUGUGUGAGUAAUGGUCGAUAAGAUGUGUGAAUAUGACCAGACCGGGGUUCAUUUAGUAUGUGUUUGUUUUCUUUUGAAAUACUUUAGCUGUGCUUGAUUGCCCUUUCCUGGCAUAAGGGAACCAAUGAAGUAGUCCCAAAAAGUGCACUCUGCCCAUCUGGGAUCUGGCACUCCUCUCAAGCUUCGUUUCUACCUGCCGCUUACAGGCAUCCUGUGUCCUGAUCUGGCACUCCUCUCGAGCUUCGUUUCUACCUGCCGCUUACAGGCAUCCUGUGUCCUGAUCUGGCACUCCUCUCAAGCUUCGUUUCUACCUGCUGCUUACAGGCAUCCUGUGUCCUGAUCUGGCACUCCUCUCAAGCUUCGUUUCUACCUGCCGCUUACAGGCAUCCUGUGUCCUGAUCUGGCACUGCUCUCAAGCUUCGUUUCUACCUGCCGCUUACAGGCAUCCUGUGUCCUGAUCUGGCACUCCUCUCAAACUUCGUUUCUACCUGCCGCUUACAGGCAUCCUGUGUCCUGAUCUUGUCCACAUUCAAAUUGUGACCACAUUUUCAGUCUACACAUGCUAUUAAAAUGUAUCUUAUGUGUCCUCAUUGUGACCAGAUUUCCUGGUCAUUCCCUGUAAAGUCAAUUAUUUGACAGAUAUUCUUUCAGAAUUGUUAUUCACAUAUUGAUGCCAUAAAGCAAUGGUCCCAUCUGUGAAUGGUUUUAGAGGGUGGGGUAAUGAUGAUUUGUAAAUUAUUUCACUGUCCAGAUCCGUCUACACUUGCAAGGCUGCGUUUAGACAGGAAGCACAAAUCGGGUCUUAUUUUCCACUAAUUGCUCUUUUGCCUGUAAUUGGGCAACAUUUCAGAAUUGGGCUGCCUAUCUAAAUGCAGCCUGCGUGCCUGAGGCCGUGUCUAGGCUUGACAGUUCAUGCAGGUUUAGUAUUCUGAUCAUAGAGUUCUGAUCAUGGAAUUCCAAACGCGUCAUGUGUCUACACCUACAUUGAAAUGCGUCUACCGUGUCCGCAUUCCCUUUUCCCGCGCUAUAUUCAAAUGCCAGUAUGCAUUCUACAAACGGUGGAAUAGGGAUAACAUGAUAGCUACUGCCAUCAGUCUUUGUGUUAACUACUGUAGCUAGCUAGCCAGCAAGCAACGCAAAAUGAAUUGCAAACGGAUUAGCAUAACUCUAGCCAGAACAACAAAACGUUAUAAUGAAAAGGUUCCUCUCGGUCCCAAAACACUUUUUCUGGAGACUUGUGGGAGGAGUGCUGAUGACGUUACCCAUUGUAUGCACUUUCAGCAGCCUGAUGCGUCCAGACUGAGGAGAAAUCCGCCUCCUGAAGUGGUCAGCCAGAUCUGAACACAAUCAGACCACAAAGCGACAUUUGUGCGUCUAGAGACCCAUCUUUUCAAUGCGAUCUUCCUAUUCUGAUAGCAGAAGUCAUGUAAGUGUCAAGUGUAGACAUGACCUGACUACCUCCGGAGGUCGGCAGGAACAUAUGAUCACAAUGUAUUUUGAUUGUCUACACCUGUUUAAAAAUGUGGACACAAUCAUAAUAUGGAGAAGAUCAGAACAAAGGACGCAUGUUGGAAACAGCGCUGAAGUAUCACAAAGAAAAAUUUGUACUAUUAGAACUCCGGUUUGGAUAUGACAUGAUAAUCCUCUUAUGUCUGGAGAUAUAUUAAUGUGUUUGAUUGGUUCUGGUCAAUGUUUAUAAGUACUUAUCACUUUAUUGAGCAUAAGGCAUUGUAACGAGGUGAAGUCCAUAGAACUUUGCAACAUAUAAUCACUGCAACGACAUAAGUGACCUACAGAGAACAAUUACACUGUAUUUCCAUGGUCCAUAUAUCUAUAUUUUAUAUGGUUCAUAUUGAGGUCAUUGUUUUUAACAAAUUUGUUUAGGCUUUUCAACACAAAUGAAAAUCCUUCUGGCAAGGAUGAGAAAAAGAAGCUAAUAUUGUACAAUAUUUUGUCCUUUUAGCCUAAUUAUAGCAGAACUCUUACAUCGCUCCAGUUGACUGUGCCUCAGCUUUACUGUGCAGUGUUGUCAAAUCAAUGUGAAGAAUACCAACUUCAGCUCUGGUAGCUGAAAGACACUUUUUCUAGUAAUGAUUAUGAAACCUGUUAGAUUUCUUUAUAACUGACAACAUAUUGAUGAGUAACUCAGCGCCACGGCAGCCUUUAAAUUACUAUACAAAGCUGUAGGAAUACCUAGGAAAAAAGUAUGUUUAGCCAAAGAAUCACAGUAUAAGAUACCAGUCUGAUUUGUGAUCUGCGUACGACACCUGUAGUAUUAUCUUGGUUUUAAGAUCAUUAUAGAAAUAAUUAUCUGUUUACAGUUAUGUCAUUCUGUUACAAUCAGAAGAGUAUUAUAUUAAAAUGAUAGUCUAAAAGUAGAGCUCAGUUGGUGGUGAUAGCCAUUGUAUUUUGUAUGAGCCCAUUUCGCUAUGACAUUGUAAACUAUGGGAUUACUUUUGCAUAAACAUCAGAAGUUAA
This is a messenger RNA of Salvelinus fontinalis (brook trout), 5644 nucleotides long. RefSeq names its product glycerophosphodiester phosphodiesterase domain-containing protein 5-like. Gene Ontology annotation, molecular function: glycerophosphodiester phosphodiesterase activity. NCBI's taxonomy places the organism in Eukaryota, Metazoa, Chordata, Actinopteri, Salmoniformes, Salmonidae. Gene Ontology annotation, cellular component: membrane. Bases 677 to 2464 code for a protein of 595 amino acids. The record is from RefSeq and is a predicted model, not a curated record. The transcript is spliced from 16 exons. Gene Ontology annotation, biological process: lipid metabolic process.